Molecule: messenger RNA, 943 nt
Organism: Oncorhynchus mykiss (rainbow trout)
Lineage: Eukaryota; Metazoa; Chordata; Actinopteri; Salmoniformes; Salmonidae
Gene: sst6.2
Product: somatostatin 6.2
Biological process (GO): regulation of cell migration; adenylate cyclase-inhibiting G protein-coupled receptor signaling pathway
Cellular component (GO): extracellular region
Molecular function (GO): G protein-coupled receptor binding; neuropeptide hormone activity
Source: RefSeq, a predicted model, not a curated record
CAAAUUCCAUUCAAGGCACGGGGCCAAUGAUUUGGACAUGGUGUGCAAAAAAUGCACAUAUCUGUCCCAUGGCUCUAAUGGGAUUUGUGCCACAAACGCUAAAAUGCUGGCAUGUUGAAAUGGUGCCAGGGGAAACUAAACCAAACCAUGGAUUGCUUUAGCAUACAGAUUGAAUAGAGCCCUUAGUUUUGAGAUCCUUUCCUAACUUUCAUCACACUUUUGUUAUUUUGUCCUUACCAUUUAUUUUUACAAUUAUGGAACACAUGGCAAAUUGAUACUUAAUCAGUGCAUAAUUACUUAGAGGGGAAGAUGCUACAAGUUGUGGGGGAGGGAGGCUUUUAAAGGAAAUUACAUCCACUUAAUUGUGAUGUCUAAUUCAGAGAACAUACUGUAUGUUUUUUUUUUAUGUACUACAGCGUAUUAACAGGAAAUGGGCUCAUUUUGGUAAUUACUCAUGUCUGCGUCAAACACCCCGGUUUGUGUGUGUCUGUGGGGGUCUAUAAAAAUGUGGCUUGUGCCACGAGACUUGCAGCAGCUUCAAGAAAGUGAUGAUCAUGAGGGUGCUGGUGAGUUUAGUACCCUUCGUCCUCAUGGUGUGGUGUGGACAAGAGACAACGGCACUUCCCAUAGAGGAUAACCUAGGAUUGCAGCACAACCGGGAGUUGACUGUGGAGCAGAGGGACCUGUUGAAGACGAAUGAGCUGAAUGAGCUGACGUCCAAGUAUAUGUAUCCGGAUCAACAGCUCCACAGAGAGCUGCAGGACAGAUCUCUCAGAGCUCAAGUUCCUGCCAAAGUGAGAUCCCCCUGUAAGAAGUUAUUUUGGAAGACCUUCUCAUCCUGCUAGCAAAGGCACUGGCAGACAGCUGCUGGCAGUCACAGUCCACACCCUGGCUUCUUAGCCGCAUUGCAUGAGCAAUACUCAAUUACUAUGAAUAAACUGCA